CUGCCUGGGCUGACGCUGUCUCCAUGGCGACAGAGGGAGCUUCUGAUCCGCCAGAGCGGCUGCAACGCCCAGAAAUGGCAAAUGACAAAAGACCAGUAAGUGCUCAUGUACCUUGCAAUCCAACUUUUGGGGAAUCACAAAGAAAUAAUGAAUUCUUAACUUCAUCAAUGUCUUCAUGUCAUAACAGUGUACAAACUACAGUAGUGAAGCAGUAUGUGAAUAAAGUCAUCACAUCUUCUUCCCACUUACAUAAUUUUCCAAGAAAAUUUAUUUCCCCCUAUGCAAAAACGGCAAUUAAAAAUACUGACAGAAAGCAAAUCUGUAGACAGCCUCUGUUUGGCCCUAAUAUUCAUCUGCAAUCGACAAUGAUAUCAAGAAGGUCAGGACUUCAAGAUCGUUCCACACAUCAAACAAAAUCAGUUCAGAACAGUGAUAGAAUAUCAGACCUAGGCAGCUACAAAUCAAACAGUACAAACAAUUUCUGCCUUAUAUCACCAUCCAAAAGAAACAGACCUGUCAGUGCUCCAGCAGGUCAGCUAAGAUGUACACAGUUCUCUUCCUCAAGACUCCAGCUGGCCCAGAAAGAAUCUGAAGUGCCCCAAGUUAUUAAAUGUCAGCCAAGGGUAAUCAAAGUAACGGCUUAUAAGAAUGGCACAAGAAGUAUCUUUGCUAAAAUUGCUGUACCAUCCAUUAAACUGCUGCUGGAGGAGUGCACUGAAAAACUGAAUCUGAACAUGGCUGCACGACGAGUGUUCUUGGCAGACGGCACAGAAGCACUAGAACCUAAAGACAUACCCCAUGAUGCCGACAUUUAUAUUUCAACUGGAGAGCCCUUUUUAGAUCCAUUCAAAAAAAUUAAAGACCAUCUGUCAUUAAUGAAGAAAGUAACUUGGACGAUGAAUGGUCUGGUUCUUUCUACUGGUGCCAAGAGAAGGAAAACCAAGCCUGUCCUGUCCAACCGCAUGAAGAAGCUUAUUAAGAAGUCCUCACUCAGGAUUUUGGUGUUUAAGAAUUGCUCAGGGCAGGAUGGCUAUGAGAUUAUUGCAGCACAGGACCAAAUUGAAAAGUUUUUAGAUGCUUGCACAAUAAGAAUGAAUCUUACUUCACCAGCAAAGCAUCUGUACAACAUUCAUGGAGCAAAAAUUGAAGAUCUCAUCAGUGUUCCUCUGCUUGACAAAUGCCUGCAAAAUUCCAUCACACCUUUGCGUGGACCUGUUUGGGUCUCUAAGGGAGAAGGUUUCAGCCCCUCAGGAGCAAAGAUGUAUAUCCAUGGAGUUCUUUUGGCCUUACACCAACGAUUAAAGUCUGCAAAAAACUAUUGCAAACAGAUGGAUUUUGCCAUUGAUGGUCAGAGAGGGGAAAUCACAGAAAAAGGCAUUCUUUCAAUGACAACAGAGGAAUUAUAUUUAGAGCAAGAAAAGGUGAACAAGCUCAUUGAGGAAUUGCAAGUGGUCAUCAAGAGCUACAAAGGUCACCUCUCAAAACUUGCCCCACAAUUACAGGCUGAGCAGGAGCAGUGUGCCUCUUAUGUCUACCAACACAUUAAAAGGCUUCCAGCAAACAUGGUUCUCCCACAAGGCUUGCAGCUAAAGGUGUAUGAAAAUGGCAAAGACACAGGGGAGAUCCUAGUUUAUAUCACCAAAAAAGAGAUGGAGAAUAACUGUAGGAAUCAACCCAGCGUUAUGAUGGAGAGGCUGCUGCAUAUGAUUCACGAAAAACUACAAUACUCAGCAGACUUCAAACCAACAGGCCUCAAUCUUAUUCCUGCCCGGCUUUUUGAUGAGAAAGGACAAGAAAUUAAAAACCCACUUUUACUGAAGAAUGAGCAAAAAAUUUGGGUUUCUUAUGGUAAAGAUUACAGGUCUCCCUUAAACCGUGUUCUAAGUUUGACCUUUGACAAAGUGACUGCCGCUGAAAAGGAUGGUAUCACAGUUAUUUAUAAAACUCUUCUGGAUCCUAAUGUUGAUCUGCUGCCUGGAUGUGACAAUUGGGAAGCUUGUACAAAAUUUCCAGGCAACUUCCAGUGCACAAACCACCAGACACUUCAAAACUUGGAAAAGGUGGACAUGGAUAGCCAUUUUAUACAGUACAAGGCCGAUCCACAGAUAGUUUUUCAUGUCUCUGUUGCCAUGGAUAAAAUGAAGAAGGCACUUCCCAGAAGAAUGGACUAUCGGGAUCUAAAAGUCCCAUCAACACUAUGGCCUCUGGCUAACAUGUGGUUAAUCACAAAGGCUGGAAUGAUUCUGAGUCGAGCUUUGGUACAGAGCUGUCUAGCUAUUGGUCAUCCAAUUAGAGUUGAGACAGAUGAUGGCAUAUCUCUGGAAGGAUACAAGUUAACAGUACAGAAAAGAGACAAAAGCAGCAUCUAUCAACACUGGGGUUUUGGAAAUGAUGGUUCUAUCUAUUGUAAGGCUUACCCUGAGUUUGUCCUGACCUACCUAGAGGAGCUAAAUGUAAGAGAGGAGGUGACCCAGAUGGAACACCACAUCCACCAUGGGGCCUGGUCUACAGCUCAUCAGGAGAUAGAGAGCAGCUCAGCAGAAGAGGUCACUGUACCAAGCCAGAGGCAGGUUCUGCAAAAAAAUGUCAACAACUCCAAUCAGAAACAACUUUCAGGACCUUUGGACGCCCAUUUAAUGCCUGCAGGUCCCCUAAGGGAGUCUAUGCAGCUGACAGUCGCACUGGUGAGGAAACUAGAAGAGAAACAUCCUAAGGCCUCAGCUCAAAGAUGGGCUAUAAAGCAUGAAGGGACAACUAAACCAGACCAGUGGAAACAUUCCAAAGUGGAGAAUCCGCUAUGGAAUAAGCUGACAUACAUGUGGCCUGUCCUUCCAAAUGGAGAACUUAAUGAGGAUUUUGACUGGCCAAUUGAGGGAUUGCUGGUUCCAAACAGUCCUUCACUUAAGAAACCAGCUGGCAGGAAGUCAGAUUGGUAUAUACCUGUGAGACUGAGGGCUUUGCACAAUGGAGACAGGGACAAAAGCAAGGCUAUCACCAUCAUUGGACCUGAUGUUACAAAUAUGCUAAACAGACAAAAUAUUCAUCCUGAAAAGAAACAGAAAACAAAGGAGAACCAGAAAAUGCAUCCUGAUGAAGAGCCUGGAAUGGAAAUAUACAAGAUAGAAUUUCAGCACUUUUUGGACAAAUGUACUACCAUGUUGAAUUUACCUACUGCUGCUCGAAGAUUAUUCACUGAAAAAGGCGUGGAACUCUUUCUUUUGAAAGACCUUGAGAGAGAUCAGCUGGUCUAUGUGUCAUGUGGAGAACCGUGGAUUGACCCACACUUGACUAUGGCUCAGCACAAAAAACGUCUCCUACUCAAUAAUUUAGCGUCAGAUAUAUCUGCAAUUCAUGCCUACUGUAUCAUGUGUAACCCUGAAAUUCUAGUUUUAGGAGUAAGGAGCAAUAUUGCUGCUGGAGCCAAACUUUUUGUGGAUAGAUGUCUUGUGGCUUUUGAAGAAGAAAAACUAACUGAGGAGCUGCAGGAAAAUCAAACAGAAGAAAUGUUUCUGAAUAUAAAAGAUGAUGCAGAUCUUAAUUCACAUGCAAAAUCACAUCUUAAAACAGAUGCUUGGCAUAUGAAAUCCAAAUAUUCCUGGCAGGAAAGUUUCUCUGAUUUUCAUGAUGAUGACAGUUUUCCGAAGGACAAGGAUAAAGAAUUCUUUGAAAAUGUAGAGUUAUUUCAGAAGUACAGACCUCAACCAAAGCUGAAUUCAGAAUUGCAGAAGGCUCACCGUCAGCAGUUUGAGUAUAGAGACAAACAGAUUAUAAACUGUGCAUUUCCAGGGCUUGUUUUGGGGGUACAGGAUGCUAUUCUACAUGCUGGGACUGAAGUUGUUUUGGUGGAAAAGAAACCUGAUGAUACCAAUCAGUGCUGGAUAUGGAGAGAUCAUGACAGGACAUUUCAUUUGAUGAGUGAUCCAAAUCUAGUGCUAGCAGUGUCAAUGCCCAGCAUGCAGCCUAGAUAUUCAAAAUGUGCACUGGACAUGAAAGGGUGUGCUGUUGUUCUGCAGAAAUAUAAAGAAUACAGCAAUGGGGCUGCCAAUCAAAAGUGGCAUUACAUGGAAAAUGCAGGAGUAUUUAGUGCCUUUUACAGCACAGUACUGGAUCAAGAAAUCACAGCAGCAAAUCAUGCUUCUGUUUGCACAUUCUCUGUGACCAGUAGAGAAAAAAUAAACCAGCCAGGCUACUAUUUUCUUUCACCCAGUGGAAAGCAGAAGUUCAUGAUAUGCUUGGCUUGUGCAAGAGCCAUAAGAGGAAAGAAAGAACUGAAAAAAUUACCCACAGGUAGCAUGUUCUUCUGUGCCUCUGGCUCUGAGGAAGCAAAUAAUUUCUCCUUGGGACCUUUUAAGUGUGUUAAUGUGAUGAAGACUGAUUUAUCCACAUUGGAAGCCAAAAAUACCUUGAAUUAUUUAGAAGAAGUUCUAGCAUCUUUGCGGACCGAAACCUCCAUACAAACAAUCUCAGAAAAGAUCUCUGCAGCUAUGAACCAGAAAGCAGUGAAAAUAAUUGCAUACAGAAAUGGAGCUGGCUACCGAAAUGGUCAGUUAAUCAUUGCUAGCACAUUCCCUAUGCUGCUUACCAUGUGUACAAGACAACUUGAACUUACCAGGAAAGCCUGCAGACUAUAUACCAAUGAUGGAAUCCUAAUGCUUACCCUACCAGAUUUAGUCACAUGGGCUGUAAAUGAGUGUUUCAGACGAAGUGACUCAGAAGAAGACUACAAAGAGAGAACAGCAAUCACUGACAAUGCUGAAGGUGGGACUGCACUGGAUGUGGAAGAUAAGUACAUGGAGAAAGUGAAGAUAAAGUCAGAAUUAUCCUUGAUGACUCCAGACAGUUUGAAUAUGAUAGAUGAUUCUUUGCUCACCAUCAUCCUCAGAAAUCCUAUUGAGGUCUGGGUUUCCUGUGGAGAACCUUUUCUACCUUUGGAUGCUUUGCAAAAGGCAGCAAGGGAAGAGAAACAAAACUGGUUCGAGAAGGACAAAAUUUUGGCUGAUCUAAAUGCUAUGAAGCACAAAAUGAGACAGCUGCAAGGGCGACGAAUAACAGCCUUUAAACCAUCCACCUUGGUGCCCACAAAAAGCCCAGUUCAGCCUAUAGCAGUAGAAGGAGGCUGGACUGAAGAAACCCAAGAAGAGAUGAAACUCAUGGAAAAUAUACAACAUACCGAGACACACUUCUCAGAGGUUCAAGCAUCACAGUUCAAAAGAAGUUCUCCAUUUUCAUCUAAACUGCUGUCAUCCAAACACAGAUGUCUGUAUGAUCAACCAUCUGCAAAAAGAGUGUGGGUUUACCGGAAUGGUUAUAAACCCGAGCAAGGAGUUUAUGCCUGGGGAAAAACAAUUUCAGAGCUGCUGGAUAACUGCACCACCAGGCUAAAUAUGCAACAGCCUGCCAAGGCUCUGUAUACACCGGAUGGUGAGCCACUCCAGUCAUGGGAUGAAAUAGAGAGAGACAUGCUUCUGUGUGUUUCUGCUGGAAAUCCUUUUCUGAGCAGAAAAGCCAUCAAGCAGCAGGUGGAAGUUAGAGCUAUUUAUGCCAGAAUCCGAAAGCAGCAAGGUCCAGAUGCCACUAAUAUUGUUGUCGCUCCUUCAGAGAAACUUAAAGGACAGGCCAAAACUCCCAGUUCACUUCUGGCUCUUACAACCAGUGCUCAUUACCACCUCAACAACUAGAAGGGAGGAAUUGCUUUGGCUGUCAGUAAACAAAUGAUUCCAGAAGAACAGUGAAAAAAUGUCAUCAGCAAAUUAUCUUUAUUUGUUUCAAGCUGACUGCAAUCUACUGGCGAACUCUUCUGCACAAUUAAUCUGGUGUGACAUAAAAUGCAUUUCAGAAAUGCUGCAUUCUGAUGGCUCACCUCCUGUAUACAAUGCACAGAUCUUGGGGAAUCAGUUACAGUGCUUGUGCAUGCAUGUGCAGUAACUGCUUUCCAAAAGUGUAUGGCAAUGUGUGCUCCAUGUCUAAGGAAAUAAUUAAGUAUUGUGGCUGUGGGCUAUGUAAAUUCCAUAGCUUUCAGAAUUAGUCCACAGUGUUGAGGGACUAUAAUUAGAAUGAAUUUUCAGAACCUAUUCUUGCAAAGGCUGUCUGCAGUGAUUUUGUAUUUGAAGGGAAAAGUUGCAGGGAUCUAUUCUAAAAUACAUAUAUGUAAUUUGGAGAACAAUCCUCAGUAGGAAAAAUAGCUUUAGCGUAUGACUAUAGGUGAAGUAAUUUACAUUGAAUUGAUUAAGAAUCAUAAUUAAACUUGUUUCUAAAGAUACUUGCUUUUGUAAUGUUCUGAAGUCCACUUUUUUAUCAAGAAUUAUCUAAAAAUAAACUGUGUUGUAAGCUUCUGCACUGGUUCCUUGCAGAAAUGAACAGUGGCAGAAAAAAGUGGCAGGCAAAACAUUUCACACACUAUAAUCUUCACAGGUAUCCCAAGUUCUUUGAAAGUGCUACUCCAUGAGCUAUACAAUCAGAUUUGCUUGUUGUGCUUCUUAAGACAAGUUACCACCAUUUUUAAUGCAUAAAGGCUGUCACUAUUUUGGGAAGAAAAUCUUUAUUAGGUGGAAAAGAGCCUAAUGUUGAACAUACACACACAAAAAGCCUUCACCUGACGCAGACACAUAGUACACCAAAAAGAAAAUUAAUUAUUGAGAAAACCAGUGGAAAAUUGUUCUUCCCAAAAGAAAAGCUUAAGAGCCUACUCCAACACUCACUGAAGUCAAUGGUAGCCUUUCCAUUGACUUCAGUCGGUAUUGUGUAAGAGCCUAAGUUAAUAUUCCUUGCUGUUGUAAAGUCAUUUAUUGUAGCUUUACACUGUCCCUUUCAGCCAAAGCUAACAACCUACUACUUUGGCCUUUGGGGAGGCGGGGGUCUAGCUAUGAGAUAGGCAGAGACUAGGACAGAUUUGUUGGUCAGAAUAAGAGUCACAAGAUAGCAGUAACCAAACAUAGGCAGACACUUACUGUAGAUGUCUAGAUCUUGUCCAGUGAUGAUCAUAGGUCAGGCUUGAUAAAUAUGGGUCAGCUUGCUGGGUAGCUCUGUCUGAACAAAUGUAAUUUCUACUACUUUUGUACUAUUUAACAGAUGACAUUGUUGCUAACAUUCACUGAGACAGCUUUAUGAGGCUCAAUGGUACUAUGUUUGCUCUUAUAUAAACACAUUGUCUUUCCUAUACUAAUUUAGCCAAAGAUUAGAUUUAAUCAGAGAUGUGUGGUAAAGAUUUAAGAGUAUUCUUGCUUAGACAGUUACAAAAUAAAAUUCAGUAGUCUUAUAAGAAAUUAUCCAUCAUCAUACAUAAAAACCUUUCUAAUUACAGAUAUAAGGGCAGAUCUUCACCUGAUGUAACUUGUUAAAGCUCCAGUGAAGUCAACUAUACUAUUACUGUAAACCUUGUCAUAAAAUCAAAUACAAAUAAAUCAGACUUUUAAUCACGUUGGUUGGCUGUUUCCCGGGAUUAGGUUUCUCUCUCUCUUCCAAGUAUUCAAGGUUCUUUUUCUCAGGUUCCUCUUCAGACUUCUCUGUCUUCUCUCCGGAUCAUCUCUGCUGUUAAAGCAUCUUUUUAAAGGCCAACCUUCACACCCUUUGUUUGUUUCCAAAACCCUUCUGCCUCUACUAACCUUCUGCUGGUCACAGUAAUUUUCUUUCCAGAACUUCAGCUUGUCACAUGUCCAUGCCAAAGCCACAUUUUCAAAACUAGGUGAAGCCUAGAGCUGUAAGUGGGUUAAGUGCAUUUCUCUGCCAAAAAAGAGUGGAAUUUCACAAGUAUUUUUGAGAACAAGAUUUAGCCAAGUGCUUGGUGUUCUGACUGGUUAUGAUGGUGCCGAUGGUUUACUAUUAUAAUUUUUGAAAAGAUAUCUGUGUUCACAUAGAGAAUCAUCAAGAGAUGCACUCCAGGGUUAAACGUCUAACCUACAUAGUUCAUGUUCUUAUUCAAAAGUAUGUUUGAAAUUUGUUCUCCAACAGAUUUAAUUAUGAGCUAAAUUCUGCUUGUUAGGCACAGCCUGUUACAGGCUUCUUCUCAGAAUUCCCAAUUGCCGUAGCGGAAGUGAAUUGUUAGAUCCCUUUGAGCUGUGCAGCAUAUUCUUUCCCUCCUUGUGUGUGGCUGACCAGCAGAGUUAGCUGGCACAUUGUGGGGCAGAGCCAUGGUAUACCAACUCCCCAUCACUAGUUGCUCCAAGCAACAUAGGUGAACAACUUGAGAACAGCUCGUGAUUCUGCAUGACCCUUAUCCAGGUAAUGCAAUGUAGGUGAGUCCUUAUUCUUUCCCCCACUGCAUGCCCAUGUAAGCAUGACCAUGAUCCAGCUUCAUAUUUGAAAGAUAGCAUAUGCAAAGGUAAGAACUAGAAUUAAAGUUAGUCCAAAAGUGAAACUUUAAAUCCAAAUCCCUUCAAAGUCUUGGUGAUCAAAUUCACCCCUUCAUCUUUGAUUCCAGUUAAGAGCCUAUUUUCCAAUUUAGAUUUGAUCAGAAUCCUGCAAAAAAUAGCUACGUUUUUAUUUCUCCCUCAGGCUGAUUCUGUGAUAUUUCCACCACCUAAAUCAUGAGAGGACAGUGUUCAAGGUUUUGGCAUCAUUGUAAAUCCUAGCCUUGAACCCAAAUCUUGAACUAUACCAUGGGUGAAAUCCUGGCUCCACUGAAAUCAAUGGGACUUUUGUCAUUGACAAAGAAGCCAGGAUUUUGACCCAUAUACUUAAUCCAGAUUCCAACCCAAACACUUCCUGCACACAUCUCUGAUUAGGACUAUAAUUAAACAGUGAGACAUGAAAUUGUUUCAGGAGUCUAGAUGCUGCAGUGGGAUAGUGUAUUAGCUUUUCAUCUCUGGAGAACAGGGUUCAAAAUCUAUUAAAGGUUGCAGACAAAAAUGAAUUGGGUUACACAGUUUGGUAAAAUUGCAUGAGUAGCAGUCUCUACUUAAAAGAACUCUAGGAGUGGAAAAAAGACAAGGUGCUUUGGCAAAGCUGUAUAAAGAAGUUUAAACAAUAAUUGCCAACCCAAUCCUAAAUUCUGGUUAAUAUCAGUAGUCACUUUCAUAAGUAUUACAUUUAUUUUUAAAACAAAUUCUACUGCAUGUUUUCUCCAUGAAAACAAUAGUGUUUUGAUUCUGCCACACGUACACUGAGUGGCAGAAUUGAAACCUACUCACCAUCUUGGUUGUUAUCAACUGAUUUUGAAAACAGACUUGCACUGCAAUAGAGGAAGAAUAGCCUCAUUACUUCCUUAUAAGACAUUUUUAGUGCAUUCUGGUUGAGUAAUUUUUAGGAUAGGUCUGAUAUAGCUUUCCUGAGUAUGUAAAAGCUUUGGCUAAAGACUAUAGCUCUUCUGAUUGUGUUAUUUAGUGUGAUUUAAACAGGCAUAAAUCAAUAGCUGAGAAAUGUCAUGUUUUCAUUAAAAUUGUUUGAUCUCAUUAGUUUAGAUUAUGGUUAAAAUAUAGAGGAUAUACUAGUAAAAUCAAUCAAAGGGGAGCAAAUAAGAAGUGCUUGUAAAGUCACUUGGAUUCCUAACAUGCUAGAUCUCAUUAUUAGAGGUACUUACAGAGAAAUAAUUUCCUACAGAAAAAUGCUAGACCCUAUGCCCACGGUGUUCUAUGGUGCAGAGAGCAGCAAGUGGACACUGAGCUAGAUUCUGACUUUUCUCAUACACCAGUGAAACCUCAUUAAAGUUUGUGGAGUUAUUGUAGUGUAACUGAGCAGAAUCUGGCCCAACGUUUUAAAUUUGUUUGGUUUUAAACCUUUACUGAAAGAGGAUGGUUCCAAUACAAUGAAAUAUAAUCUUGAUUACCCAAAGGACUAGUGAAUCGGAUAGGCAAAAUAUUUCCUUAAGUGUUUUCCUUUUGCAAAACUUCCAAGCUUAAAAUCAGGAAAUAUAUUUUCUAUAAAGGAUGAGCAGGAAUAUGACUUUGGAUUUGGGAAAGGGAUAUGUUCUCUUUUAUUUAUAUACUCCUGCUUCCCAACAUUUUCCCCAUUCCUCAUUUCAAGGCCAUACCCACCUAGCAAUUUGUAUUCAUUACAGGCUGAUGUACUAAAGAUAGUUCUAUAGAAGAUAGAGGAAUUAAAAAUGCAUUUCAGUAUGGCACCUAAAUGAGAUGUUGGGAAAAUAUUUAGAUCCAAAGUCUGCCUAAAAUGUUGGUACAAUGAAAACCCAUUGAAAUCUUUGGGAGUCUCAUAUGCAUAACCAAGGGCAUAACUUGACUCUUAAUUUAAAAAUUAUUUUCUAAUUUAUUCACAUCAUUUAACUGAAAGUAAUUAAAGCCCAAAUUCAGGACACCAUUCCUACUAUGGAAAAAACUUAAGUACAUACUUAAAUCGUGUUGAAGUCAACUUAAGCAGGUGUUUACGUGCUUUCCUGAAUUGGGGUCUAAAUACUCAAUUCUUUGUGUUAAUUGAUCACUUAUAUGUUUAUACUUUUUAUUUUAUAAACCGUACGCAUUGUAGUAUGAUAAACCAUACAUACUAUUUGCUCCUUGAUUAAUGAAAGAUAUUGAAACACAUCAUUUGACCCUUACUCACACAAAUAGUUCUUACUAACAUUACAAUUAUAUCGAAAUCCAUAAGAUAUUAGAGGAAAAGGCCCUUCACAUGUGAGCAAAAUGUUUCGGGGCUGGGUCCAAUACUAUUAAUGAAUGAAUGACUAUUGUAUUGGGGUGAUAUUUUUGAUACUUUACAACACUGUAUGUGUUUUGUGUAGCACUGUAGAAUUCCUUCUAUAUUUAUUGUAAAAUCUAAAAAUAGAUCUGUAUUUGCGUAUGUUUGUUUUUGCAAAUAUUGUAUAGGAUAGAUUAUUUUAAUUCAACUUUCAAAUGUAAUAAUUUUAUUACAAAAUUGAAUUCUAUGUUUUUGUUAUAUCUUGAUUACAUGAUUAUCAUCAGUG
Molecule: messenger RNA, 10849 nt
Organism: Trachemys scripta elegans
Lineage: Eukaryota; Metazoa; Chordata; Testudines; Emydidae
Gene: DCDC1
Product: doublecortin domain containing 1
Exons: 40
Coding region: 24-5678 (1884 amino acids)
Biological process (GO): regulation of mitotic cytokinesis; intracellular signal transduction
Molecular function (GO): microtubule binding
Source: RefSeq, a predicted model, not a curated record